AUGGUGGUUCUAACAGAAGGCGCCAUCGUUCUUUUUGCCGGAGGCGCUUCUCCGAGGGAACUGAAGCCGAUCUUGCAAGUGACGGAGCUGAAGAGCGUCCAGUCGAAACAGCGGGGCGGUGACCGGUUUAUCAUCGUACUUGAAUUGGCUGUGGUGGUGGAAGAAUCUGCUUUGAUUGGCCUUCCUUCUCCUUCCUUACUGAAAAUGGCUUUACCGAAACACCAUAUGCCGCCAACAGCGCAACCAAUGGCGGCGAAUGCUUCUGCAAAUCCUCAAUCGUCAGGCGCGAGCUCUGCACCACUCGAUGGCGAGCCAUGUGCACAGCUUAGGGAGCAGAUUCAGAGGCUGACAGAAGAAAACACUCGUCUGCAGCAGAGAUGUGGUAACCAAGACAAAGUCAGUGUCGCGGCUCCAGCAAUGGCGGAUCUAACACAAGGCGCCAUCGCCCUUAUUGCCGGAGGCGUUAAUUCGGGGGAACUGCAGCCGACUUUGCAAGUGACGGAGCUGAGGAAGGUCCAGGCGAAACAGCAACAGAAGCAGCAAGGCGACCGGUUCAGGCUUCUGCUGUCCGAUGGUUCGCACUUGCAGCAGGCAAUGCUCGGCACUCAGCUUAAUCCCUUGGUGCAAGAAGGAAAGUUGCGAGCUGGUUCCAUAGUCCACAUGAAACAGUACUCUUGCUCCAUCAUCCAAGAGAGAAUGAUUAUUAUUAUACUUGACUUGGCUGUGGUGAUUGAAGAAUGCCCUCCAAUUGGCCAACCUGUCUCAUUGCAAAAGUCGUCAGGGACACCAAAUACACCAGCACACCAGCCAACAAAUACUUUCUCAAGCCCUCAACCAUCUGGCAGCAGUGCCCUUCCUGGUCGGGCAGUUUCAAACCUAAAUAUACCUGCCAACUCUGUGCAAUAUCCUAGGGUUAAUCAACCAAACAGUGGUCUUUAUUCUAUGGGUUAUGAUUCCGCAAGAAAUGCAGGUGGUUCCACUGUGUCUUCAUUUGGCAUUAAGUCUGACGGUGGUGCUACAUCAGUAGGAUCAUUGCCAUCAGGAAUGCCAUAUGCUAACCAGUCUCCAGGCUUCCGCAAUUCCAGGCAGGAAGGAACUGGGGUUUCUCCGGGUAACAUGUCUAGGCCAGCAUAUCAGCAACCGCCUCCAAUGUACAACAACAGGGGACCAGUGACAAGGAAUGAAGCUCCCGCGAGGAUCAUUCCAAUUACUGCUUUGAAUCCAUACCAGGGAAGGUGGACUAUUAAGGCUAGGGUGACAGCAAAAGCAGAAAUGAGGCACUAUAACAAUACUCGUGGCGACGGGAAAGUAUUUUCUUUUGAUCUUCUUGAUUCUGAUGGAGGCGAAAUUAGAGUGACCUGCUUUAAUGCUGUUGCCGAUCAGUUCUACUCCCAGAUUGAAGUUGGCAGGGUGUAUUUAAUUUCCAAAGGGACCUUAAAACCUUCCCAAAAGAACUUCAAUCACCUUCAUAACGAUCUAGAGAUUUUCCUGGAGAGUGGCUCAACUGUACAGCAGUGUCAUGAUGAUGACAACUCGAUUCCGAGGCAGCAAUUUCAUUUUCGUCAAAUAAGUGAGAUUGAGGGGAUGGAUAACAACAGUAUUGUGGAUGUAAUUGGCAUGGUAUUCUCCGUUUGUCCAGCAUCCUCGAUAAUGAGAAAAAAUGGCACAGAAACUCGGAAGAGAAGUCUACAGCUGAAAGAUAUGUCUGGCCGUAGUGUUGAAUUGACAUUGUGGGGAAACUUCUGUAAUGCAGAAGGGCAAGAACUGCAAAAUAUGUGUGACUCAGGUCACUUCCCUGUUCUGGCAGUCAAAUCUGGCAGGGUUAAUGACUUUAAUGGCAAGGCUGUGGGUACUAUUUCUACAAGUCAGCUACUUAUCGAGCCUGAUUUUGUGGAGGCUAAUAAUCUGAAACAAUGGUUUGACAAGGAUGGUAAAAAUACACCUUCAAUUUCUAUUUCCAGGGAAAGCUCUGGUGCAGGAAGGACUGAUGCUGUGAAGACUAUCGCUCAAAUCAAAGAUGAGAACCUUGGGACUUCUGAAAAACCAGAUUGGAUUAGUGUCAAUGCAUCUGUGAUAUACAUAAAGGUGGAUAAUUUUUGCUAUACAUCUUGCCCUCUAAUGAUUGGGGACCGACAAUGUAACAAAAAGGUUACAAACAAUGGAGAUGGGAGGUGGCGGUGUGACCGGUGUGAUCAAUCUGUUGAUGAAUGUGAUUAUAGGUACAUACUCUCGCUUCAGAUACAAGAUCACACGGGCUUAACAUGGGUAACUGCUUUCCAGGAAUCAGGUGAGGAGCUUAUGGGAAUAUCCGCUAAAGAUCUUCAUUUUAUGAAGUUUGAGAAACAAGAUGACGACGGGUUUCUGAAAGUUCUUCGUCAAGUUAUGUUUAACAAAUAUAUAUUCAAGUUGAAAGUGAAAGAGGAAACAUUCAGUGAUGAGCAACGAGUGAAGUCUAGUGUUGUCAAGGCAGAGAAGGUGAACUAUGGAUCCGUAUCCAAAACCCUUCUGGGUUUGAUGGAAAACUUCAAAUCUGGGAACCUGACUGCUCCAGCCCCCAAGGUAGAAAGUAGUUACACAAAUUCUUUGCUGAGUAGUCCUGGAAAGGGGAAUUUUGGAAGUAGGCAAACAGGAUUGAGUUCAAUGGCCUUCCCGGCUAAUCAAGUCAGCCAGCACGAUAACCAAUAUAACUCAAGGUUUCCUACAUCGAAUUCAUCUGGGGGACCUAUCAUAUGUAACAGCUGUGGAGCCACAGGCCAUACAGCUUCAAAUUGCCCUAGCACCUUUACUAGUCCCCAGCAGCCAGUAGGAGGGGCUUAUGCCAAUAGAACGUUGUAUGGAACUGAUGCAGGGGGCGGCAGAAGAGGCGGAGGUGGAGACGAAUGCUAUAAGUGUCACCAGUCUGGGCAUUGGGCUAAAGACUGUCCAGGGUCAGGCACUGGUCCUCAAUCAUAUGGUAACAGGUAUGGUGGUGGUUAUUCAAACCAACAGAUUUGGUAAUUUCUGAACCGUCCAAAGUACAAGCCAGCCAGCUGAGGUAACUAUUAAGUAGUUCAUAGAAAUAGAGGCGCC
Messenger RNA from Linum tenue, 3069 nucleotides. Lineage: Eukaryota; Viridiplantae; Streptophyta; Magnoliopsida; Malpighiales; Linaceae. The record is from the annotation of a GenBank genome assembly.